Messenger RNA from Dictyostelium discoideum AX4, 810 nucleotides. RefSeq lists its product as hypothetical. Lineage: Eukaryota; Evosea; Eumycetozoa; Dictyosteliales; Dictyosteliaceae. The record is from RefSeq and is a predicted model, not a curated record. The coding region runs from base 1 to 810 and encodes 269 amino acids. The transcript has a single exon.
AUGUUUAAAUUUUAUUCAAUUUUCUUUUUAAUUUAUUUAGUUUCUCUUUUCAGUUUUUCCAAUUCACUAAUUUCAAAUUAUGUCCCAAUUACAGGCUCCAGUAUUAUGACACCGGCUGAUUUUUCACGUGCUUCGUUACUUCUUAAUGAUGAUCAAACAAGUAUUUUAAUUUUGGCAAGUUCAAUUCAAGUUGAAAACCCAUCGGAUGUGUUUAAUAUUACAUUUAGUAAAUAUUUUUUAAAUAAUAUAAUUGCAUUAUCAAAUAAUGAUUUAUUUGGAGCAUCAUCACAUUAUCAAAAUUUAAUUUCCUUAUAUAAUAAUGCAAAUAAUUUGGGAAUUGUUAGUUUAAAUAAUACAGUUGGUUAUUUAAAUACUCUUACAAAAUUUACAAAUAUGGAUACAAGUAGAUUUAAUACAAUUUCAUCAUCAAUUAAUAAUUUAAUUACAAAUAUUGAUUCAGUUAAACAAUCAGCUAUAACAUUAGCAACUUUAAUGAAUAAUACAAAAAAUUCCUUAUCACCAAAUUCACCAAAUGUUGCCACCUAUCAAGUUGUAAUCAGUAAUUAUGAAUUGGUCAUUAAAUCAGUAUUAUCAGUUUCUUCACAUUUAAAUAAUUUGAAAACUCCUCUCAAUGAAAUUGCAAAUUUAAUGCCAAAUUUUAUUAAUGAAGUUAACCUUUAUUCCCAAUUCAUUUUAACUGAUGCCCUUUAUAUGAGUCAUAUGAAUAUUUUAAUUAAACAAAUUUUAUUAUCAAGUGAUACACUCUAUAGUAGAUCAUUAUUAUUAUCAAGAUUAAAAGAUUUAUUUUAA